UAAAUUGGAGAGGAGAAUAUGGUGUUAUAUCAAGACAACACUUUAAAGCUGAUGAACUUAUAUGUUCUCAUAGCCUGUUGGCUAUGUAACAUAUUGGAAUUACAAGGAGAAAUUACAUACUAAUCGCUUAUUAGAGAGUCAUCUCUGUCUGCAUUUCAACAGAGUGAACCAAUGCCGAGUAAGAAGCAAGCCAAGAUGGCGGCUGCGCUCAAAGCCUGUGAAAGGCUUCACACGAUUGGCGAGCUUGAUGAUAACCUGUUACCAAAGCAGACUUUAUCUGACGAGGAAAGUGAUUUGGAAGAAGAAGCAGCAGCUGAGUCUGACGGAAAAAACCAAAAGCUGGAACAAAGAAGAGAAGACGACGGUACAAGAGAAAGGUUCCUGAAGUAUUUGUCAGCAGCUUGGUACAGGAUUGUCAGCUCCAGUUCCUCACGACCAUCACCAUACAAGUCACUAAACUUACUCAGCCACAAGAGUUUGUCAUUAGUGAGCGACUGUUCCUCGAUAAAACUUGUACGUUUGGAAUGCUGACAACGAAAAGAGUUCCUUGGAUUCGAUCGUUCAAACUCUAUCCUAACUAUGGCGAAAUCACAGUAUCCUUGCAGUGUCACAGAUCUCCUUUGCCGCGUGUAAAAAUCACUAAACAAGAGUUGGACAUUAUUCGCGAGUUUCAUCUCUUUCUCUUCAGCCACGUUCUACGCUAUCCCGUGGAAUUCACACCAGGAAGCGUAGAUGGUUACUUCAUUGUUAUGUUGAAGGCUUCAGGAAGGAGUAUUGACUUUGAUUACAUGAGAGAGGAGCUUUCGCGCGCAUCCAAACAAAGCAAUGGAAAUCAGCGCAUCGUCGUGGACGCAGUAGUAACAAAGAACUACGUUGAAUCUCCACAAAAGUACGCUGUUUUGAAUGUUCGUGACGAUCUGACUCCGAUGUCUUCGUUCCCGGAAAAGUCGCAGGGCAACACUUACGAAGAAUAUUUUCGCCUUAAAUACAGAGAAAAGGGAUGCAUUGCGAACAAGAAUCAACCUCUCGUUGAAGUGAAAGAGUUCUCCCCUAGAGUGAAUUUUCUAGUGGACCGAAAACUAGGAACAAAAAACAGGCGAGAUGUGAUUUGUCUUGUUCCAGAGUUGUGUGACCAGAAUCCCAUUCGCGCUUCUCUUCUCAGCGUGUCUCAAAUUCUACCAUCUGUUCUUCAGCGUGUCACCUCCCUCCUCCUUGUUGCCGAUCUCAAGGCCAUGGUUGCCGGUGUACGCGACACAACAGAUGAAUCAAGUCUCCCUCCUAUUGGAGCAGAAGAGGGCUCGAGAGAGGCGCCCAUGGAGGUAGAAGACGAUGCUUUGGACCCUGAAGAAGACGAUGCGCUUUUCUCCGACAUCAGGUCGAUGUUCCAUUACAGUCCACCAUCUGCAGACCACCCCGGCUCCUCUCUCGUUCUUCAAGCUAUUACCACCACCCACAGCGGAGAUGCGUUUAAUCUGGAGAGGCUUGAGAUGCUGGGGGACUCAUUUCUGAAGCUGGCCGUGUCCAUUCAUCUCUUCUGCACAUACAAGGAUAAAGACGAAGGCAAGCUGACCCAGCGGAAGAAAAACCAGAUUAGUAAUUUGGCGUUGUACGGAGCAGCGGCCAAGAAAUCUCUGGGCGAGUAUCUCCAGAGCACGCAGUUGGCUCGCGACAUGUGGUGUCCUACGGGAUGUCAGUUUGGCGACGUACUACCGAAUCGCACCACAGGUAGCCCAGCCAUGGAAGUUGACAGCGAGGACACGGUCGAGGCAAUGGAAGUUGACGAGACCUUAGAGAGCGGAAAGAAGACAAAACUUACUGCUACAGAGCAUGCGCGCCAGAAAUGCAACACGCAAAUGAUAGCGGACAAGUCCAUAGCUGACAGCAUCGAAGGACUGAUCGGAGCGUAUCUAAUAGACUGUGGUUAUCUUGGUGCAUUGCGAUUUAUGAAGUUUCUGGGGCUAAAAGUUUUACCUGAAGUUGAAGCAAAGGACGGCAAUGAUUUGCAGGCGGAGAAUAACAAAUCGGGUUGUUAUGCCAGAUUUUGGCCGGAUCAGACAAAAAUAACAGCAGCGCAAGGUAAAGGAGAUAUGGUUUUCCGCCUCACUUCUGGCCUGGAAAACUUUGAAAACGAAUCAAUCUCGUACAAUUUCCAACAAAAGUUGCAUUUGGUAGAGGCGCUAACUCACGCGUCCUACCACGAAAACCGUGUCACGCCAAGUUACGAAAGACUCGAGUUUCUCGGUGAUGCUCUGUUGGACUUUUUGGUCACGCAACAUUUGUACUUCCGUCACGUCAACUUGUCACCAGGGGAACUGACCGAUAUACGACAGGCCUUGGUGAACAAUAACAUCUUUGCCACCCUUGCCGUAGAACACAGUUACCACAAGUAUCUGAAGCAUAUGUCUCCAAAGUGGUUCCAAACGGUGAAGAGCUUUGUUGACAGAGUGGAAGACGAGGCAGAAGAGAGGAAAGAUAAUCAGCUUCAAACGGUCACCGCUGACCCAUUUAUUAUCGUGUCUGAAGAGGAAGAAGAAGGAAUCGAGGCGCCUAAAGUUCUUGGUGACAUCUUCGAGUCAGUAGCAGGCGCGAUAUUUUUGGACAGCGGUAUGGAUUUGUCUAAAACCUGGGAUGUGUACUACCGCAUGAUGAAACCCUACAUCGAUGAAUACUCGGUGAACAUACCGCGAAAUCCCAUCAGAACUGUCUACGAGGAAGACGAGGACGCUGACUUUGGGAAAGCGAAGACCCUUGAUGAUGGUAAGAUCCAGUGCACUCUGAAAGUGGACUGGGGAGAGUACAAUGGAAAGGGACCGAACAUGAAGAUUGCUAAAGCUACAGCUGCCAAGCUUGCUAUUGAAGGACUGAAAAAGAAAUACGCUGCGGUGUACGAGGAAGAGUAAGAGUCAGAGUGGGCUUGGAGGACAUCAAUGUUGCAGCAAAGGUGCUUUCUUAGAUUUGUAUUGUUGAGAUAAUGCUGUGGAACACUGUUACAGUAAUAGGAAGUAGAUUUCUUAUGUACCUAUGAUAAUAUUUGUACGUUAUCUUCCACAAUGAACAUCCCUUUCUAGGAGCUACGUUUAUGUAGGUGACCUACCUUGAAUGAAUGGGCGUCAUUUACAAUUACUUUGUGUUACAAAUGUCCCUUAAAUGUUGUGAACGACUUUCUCAGAAAUCGAUGACAGUCUAGACAUUUGUCUAGAGACGUUUGCAUUAUUAAUA
Pocillopora damicornis (cauliflower coral) is the source of this 3219-nucleotide messenger RNA. Its product is annotated as endoribonuclease Dicer-like. The record is from RefSeq and is a predicted model, not a curated record. Gene Ontology annotation, biological process: pre-miRNA processing; apoptotic DNA fragmentation; siRNA processing. NCBI's taxonomy places the organism in Eukaryota, Metazoa, Cnidaria, Anthozoa, Scleractinia, Pocilloporidae. Gene Ontology annotation, cellular component: cytoplasm; nucleus. Gene Ontology annotation, molecular function: DNA binding; protein binding; deoxyribonuclease I activity.